CACACUGACACACACCAGCAAACUCACACCAAACUCGUCUAUAAUGUCUGGCUGAAAAUAUGACACACAACAGGCAACUAAUGAAGCUGUGAUUGGUAGUUCCCUUCACUGAGCUGCUUUUUCUUCUGUGUGUUUUUAAAAGUCAAAGCCCGAUCCUCCCUCAUCCAAUCGAUACCAUCCAACUAAAUAUGUUUGAAUGUAUUAAUCCUGGUUCACACAUAAUUCUCUGAUGAAUGAUUGAACAUUUUGAGAAACUUGCAGUUUUUGCAUAAUCCUCCUUGUUAUUAGGCUUUUGCUCCCAUGAUAUAAACAGUUAACAGGGUGUGUAGCCUGCUCUUUUUCACACUGCUGUUUGUGACCUUCAUGGUUGUACUGGUUUGUCAUUAAUAUUCCGGGGGAAGAUUUUCCUUCCCUUUUGUUGGAUGUCCACUCUGUGCACCGUUUUGUUAAUUCCUCUGAGGAAAUUUUACUUUUUUGUUCUCUAAAACAAUAGAAGGCUUCUACUUUUGACAGGUUUCCCGUCUUUUAAGUUGAUUUUAAAGGAAAAUGCAUUUGAAAGAUCCCGAAAACUUUACCAACAUCCUUUUGACGCCCACUGCACCCCUCGUUCUCUUCUUUCUGGAUUUACUGCCCAUGUCUUCCUCUCUGUUACUCAUCUGAACCAGUAACCGUUGUACUUGUGGGCCUCCAGGGCAACACUGAGUUUAUUCCCUAUUUAUAUCAUCCCUGCUAUCGAUCUGCCUGCAUAACUCCGUUAAUCCUCACGGUGGCACUCUUCACUGACCGAUCCAACACACAGACACAGAUUGAGUUUGUGUAAUCCCUUUCAUUUCUCAUGAAGCCAGCACUCACCUUCCCCAGGGGCGUGUCUGAUAGGACAGAGCGUGGCCAUGGAGGCACGGUGCAGUGGAGGAGGAUGACGAAGAGGGAAAGUUUAUCGGAAAGUUUGUGAAUUUGACAUGAAGCCACCAGCAUCCUCAGCGUGGGUUGUUUGGUGUGAUGAGACCCCCCCCCCCCAGCCUCGUCCUCGUCCUCGUCCGGUCAAUCCACCGGUGAGUGAGGUGAGGAGAAAAGGAAAGGGGAUUGAGUUCCUGCCGACUGGAAGAUGAUCCAUCAAGUAUUUGAGGAGCAGCAGAGGCAGGAUCUCUGUCAGUGGCUCUCCAAGUGUGUGUGUGUGUGUGUGUGUGUGUGUGUCUGUGCAGAACGUUGUCUCAGAUUAUCAUAACUAAUUGAAAUCGUCGAGUCAAAUUAAUUUAGAAUUAACAAGAAUAAAUAUUUAUGAAGCUGGAUUAGAAUGGGGACUUGAAUGAGUGCCCUUGUCUUCUGUUUGGUGACACACACACACACACUAUGUACUGGGCCAUGAAUACGUCUGUGCAUAUGUUGCACUGUUUCUAAUACAAAAGAAAUCUCACGUGUGGAGGUAUAGUAUAAAAAUAGAGACAUUAAUGUUAAUGUUGAAGGAUUAGCUUGAAAGUGAAAGUCAUUUUCAGACACAGUUUUUGUCUCUCACUCUCUGUCACACACACACACACACACAGCCACACACACAGACACACACACAGACACACAAAUGCACACGUACACUUGCACAUUUCAACUCUAGCCCAACAGACUGGCUCCAGAUCGAGUGAGUCACUUAUUCGUUGUCAUGAAUAAAUCACACAGACUGCUACUCUCUUCUACUCUGCAGCAUUUCCUUUUCACACCCGCAAGUACAAACACGCACACACGCGCACACACACACACACACACACACACACAUCAUUGUACAAAUACACACAAGGCUGUAAAGUUGCAUUCUUUGCCCGACACAGACCGGUUUCACUUGUGUUGCACUUCCUGGGUUUAGCAUUUGUUGGUCACAGAGUUUACAACAUGUAACAAAGCAGAGCCCUUUUGAAAUCAAACUCUUACCUUUUCUUUUUUUUAAAGCUUUAAUAAGUUUGGGCCUUUAACGUGCACCUCUGCAGACAACAGAGGGUUUCAGUCCUCCCAGACCUAAGUCCCUGGAGACCUGCUUCACUUCCUGCAGUCUCACCUGAACCACAGGGGACACAGCUGUUGUCCCCAACUGUUCAAAUCAUCCCCAAUUAACUCAUCUUCAGUCAGGAAUUUGUCCCCAAAGGUAAACUAGACAGAGAGUGAAGUUAUUACACGCACACACACACACUCACAGGCAUUCAUACUCCACUAACACAACCUCAGUCCUUCAGCACUGGCUCGAUGUGAAUGCAGCAGCCUCUGUCACGGUAAUUAGUUUCCCCGGUUGUCAACAGUCAUUAUCUGCUCUGGAGGAAUUAAUGGUGAGAAAGGAAUUUCACCCAGAACACCAGGGAAUCACCUUGCAUGGGCGUUAGAAGCAAGUUUGACCAAGAUACAGUCAGAGAUGACAACCUGUUGCCUGUGAUUGGCCAAGUUGUGUGUCACCUCAGCUGCUGUCAGACACACACUGAAGUCCAGAGAUUAUCCAGAGGAUCGAGGUGCAUUAGUGAACACAAUUGUGUGAGUGAGAGCCUCCAGAUUAUCAGCCUGGCUCCUAUAGCGUAAAGUCUGCAUUAAAUCCAUAUAAUCCAGUGUGAGAACACAGCGGGGGGCAGAUUCGAUUUUGGUGGUCAAAGGUCAAAGUUCAAAGGUCAUGGCUACAAUCUUGGUUGUCGAACAAAACAUGUUGUUGGUCUCUCGUAUGUGACAUCUCAGGUCUGACCUUAGAGAAUCUCAUCUUUUUAAUUCUUGGGAUUCUGAUAUCUUAGUUGAAUUGUAAUACAAGAACUGAUUAUUUGUGACCCAUCUAAAAUCUUCAGCCAGUUAAGAAAAGACCACAAUCCCUUACCCUCUCUCUCUCUCUCUCUCUCUCUCUCUCUCUCUCUAUCAUCCCCAAGAAGACAUUUGUCACUUUCCAUUUUUUAAAGCCUCCCCCCUCUCCCUCCCCCUCCUCUCAGCAGUAAAACGGAGUUCAUGUCUCUCUGCGUCUCCCUGAGUCAAACUGAUGGCUACACCCAGAGACCCAGACGCACACACAAGACAAAGUGACUGCUCCUUUUAUGCCACUUUGUUUAUGUUCUACUUCCUCAUCUCAGACAGGGAGGCUCUCGCUUUCUCGUCUGCACUUUAUUCCGUCUCACUCUCUUUUUCCUCCGUCUUUCUGCUCCAUCUCUUUUUCUCACAUAUCCCCAUUUCACGUGUCGCCCCCUCCCCCCCCCCACACACACACACACACUUUGUUACCCUCAUUCCUGCCUCCUCUUGGUCGUUCCCACCUCGCAGAUCCCAGUCCCUCCAGCAGGUGCUUCUCUCUUACUGUGGCCAAAAAGCAGGAGAAUUUCCCACAGGGCGAGGCAACAUGAGUUUCCUUCUACAGUGUUGGAAAUGGACUUGUAUCUGAGCCAUUGAUUUUCCCUCAGCAUUAUGGGAAGAAGGAGAUGGCUCUGAGGUGGAGGCUAAGAGCCGCGCGGUCGAUACACAUUCUCAUCACGACACCGGAUGUUGCUCCGAUGUCGGAUUGGUUUUUCGGGCAGUAAUUGUCAAUCGGGUGGCUCUAUUAACUGAGCUGCAUCCAGCAACGAGGGAGGGACGACAGGGAUUAUUUGAUUUGCAUUCAGGAUUUACUGUAUGUUUUGAAUCAGGCAGUUUUACGGGACAUCUCGGCAGGAUAUCACCUUUAGUGGUCAGAACAGUGCGAGUGGCAGUCAGAAAGAAAAUCCAGUAAUGUGAUUGUAUUUAUACAAAUUGCUUCAUUAUAAACAGACUAUUCAUGGCUUCUUCUUGCAUAUCAGAAAAAAAUAUUUCUGCACCGUUUAAUACAGCAUUUGCAUACACAGCCAUGCAACAGGAGAUGCAGUUAAUGAUUCUUGUAUUUGAUAUCUAUUUGCUGUUUGUGUUCAAACAAAUAUGUUAAUUUAUAAACCUCAAAUGUUUUUUUUUUAAAUCUUGUAAUAUUUCAGCCAAGUUAUCUGUUUGCUAUUUUCCAGUCUUCUAGUUUCAUAUAUAACAUUUAGACUUCAAAUUUCACAAGAGUUAGACAACAUUUAAGUGUGUGUGUGUGUGUGUGUGUGUGUGUGUGUGUGUGUGUGUGUGUGUAUGUGUGUGUGUGUGUAUUCACUGUAUUUACAGUAACCCUAGAUCUUGCCAACUAUCGUACAAGGCGCCAGGAAGUAUGUAGCAAGGAACUGCAAAGAGGGGAGUCUCACACACACAUACACAAACACACUCACUCUCUCUCCACACACACACACACACACACACACACACACACACACACAAACACACACACACACACACUCUCCCCCCCCCACACACACACACCUCUGUACCAAGUUCAUUUCCAUCUCAGACAGAGCAGGUUUUUCUCCACCUAUCACAGCAGCUACCAUCGGCUCAUCUCACAAAACCAAUAAUAAGCCCCAGAAAAAGAAGGCAUUUCAAACUGAAUGGACAGAUAAGACUUUUGGACGUGCUCCUCGGACACUGAGCUCGGCCCAUUUGUCUGCCGGGGUUGAUCCGGCUCGAGAUUUAUCGACCGCAGACUAAGCUGAACAGAAAAAUACAGGCAAAAUCAGAUUAAAGUGGAUAUUUGCUCCAGAGCGAUGCCAGAAAUGAGAAGAGGGAUGUUCUCGGUGCUUCUCCUGGUUGUUGGUUUGACCUCACGCUGUGGUCUUGUCUGCCGGGGUGAAGCGUUGCCUCCGAAUGAAGGAGUCGGCUCGGAACAGGUGGAAGCGUCCAGGCCUCCUCACCUUAUCUUCAUCAUGGUGGACGACCAGGGUUACGCAGACAUCGGCUACCACGGAUCAGACAUUCACACGCCUGUGCUGGACCAGCUGGCUGCAGACGGGGUCAAACUGGAAAAUUAUUACGUCCAGCCGAUCUGCUCGCCCUCUCGCAGUCAACUAAUGACGGGACGCUACCAGAUUCACACCGGACUCCAGCAUUCAAUCAUCCGCCCACGUCAGCCCCUCUGCCUGCCCCCGGACACUCCCACCCUCCCGGAGCGUCUGGUCGAGGCCGGGUACUCCACGCACAUGGUGGGUAAAUGGCACCUGGGCUUCUGCAGGUCAGGCUGCCUGCCCACGGGACGCGGGUUCCAGAGCUUCCUGGGCACGCUGACCGGCAGCGGAGACCACUUCUCUUAUCGGAGCUGUGAUGGGGCGGAGGCUUGUGGGUUUGACCUCCACGACGGAGAGCGGCCCGCCUGGGAGAUGACGGGCAACUACUCCACUCUGCUUUACACAGAGAGAGUGAAGCAGAUACUGAGGAGCCACGACCCGCAUAAACCCCUCUUCCUCUAUCUGUCCCUCCAGGCCGCCCACACACCCUUACAGGCACCAGAUCAGUUUCUGCAUCAGUAUGAUUCCCAGAGCAAUCGGCUCCGGCGACACUACGCAGCCAUGCUGAGCUGUCUGGAUGACGGGGUAGGACAAGUGGUUCAGCAACUGAAGACCAGUGGCUUCUAUGAAAACUCAGUACUUAUCUAUUCCUCUGAUAAUGGAGGGCAACCGCUCUCUGGAGCGAGCAACUGGCCGCUGAGAGGAGGCAAAGGGACUUACUGGGAAGGCGGCAUCAGGGCCGUGGGCUUCGUCCAUAGUCCCCUCCUGAAGAGGAAGGGUGUGGUGAGCGGAGCGCUGAUGCACGUCUCUGACUGGUAUCCCACAUUACUGGGGCUGGCAGGGGCCCAGCACUCCCACCUUGACCUCGACGGUCACGACGUGUGGGGCAGUAUCAGCGAGGGCCUUCCCUCUCCUCGCACUGAAAUUCUCUUCAACAUUGACCCGGUCUCCAGGAAGCCCGGAGAGCCAUAUGACAAGGCACUGGUACUCAACGGGUUUGGUAUCUGGGACACGGCCGUGAGGGCUGCGAUAAGGGCUGGGGACUGGAAGCUAUUGACAGGAAAUGUGGGUGACGGGGACUGGAUACCACCACAGGCCCUCCCCGUCGGUCCAGAGCGGUGGCAGAGGCUGGAGAAGCGGCGUAACAAGCUGGGGAAGUCAGUGUGGCUGUUCAACGUCUCCUCUGACCCCUACGAGAGGACGGACCUGGCAGAGGCUCGUCCAGAGGUGGUUAGACAUCUGAUGACCAGGUUGGCCGAGUACAACCAGACAGCUGUGACGGCCAUGAAUCCACCGGACGAUCCUAUGGCGGACCCUGAGCUCCAUGGAGGGGUAUGGGGCCCCUGGCUGGGCCUGGAGGGAGAGCGAGGGGACAGCGAGGAGGAGGACGGCAGGAAAGAAAAGAUGAUGAAGAUCAAACACUGCAAGUUAUGCAAGUUAAAAGCCCUCUUCAAAAAGGUGGGAUCACGUCUACACAGGAACACCCUGUUCUAAAUGUGUCAUUAACCGGACUGAGAGGUGGUGACGAGGCUGUAUCAAGUGUUAAGACCUGUUAUGAACGACUGUACUCACAGAGGUGGAGGGGUGAGAUGCAAUGUAUCAUUUCAAAUUGCUUUGCAUAUUAAAAGUGACAGCAGUAGUUUGGAAAAUACCGUCCUACCUCCUGAAUAUAAACUCACCUCUGGACUCAAAGCCGCGAAUGAAGUUCUUGUCGUAUUUUGAUAUUUGUGGGUCGGGGGUUUCAGACACGAGAGUGAAAGUAAAAAAACGAGAUGGAGUCAAGCUCAAAUACCGAGGAGCAGACGACUAGGCAGGUCAGACAGACAUGAGCGACUCGUGAUCAGAAGCUGAAGGUCGGCAGAUAACCAGGCGAGCUGAUAGGCAGAGCAUUCAGAGGAGAGCGGCUGGCUGAGCAAGCUGACUCACUCACUGUCCUGCGGCCAAACAGCAGCAGGGUGACUUUGGGCUGUCACUGGCCUGCAUAGGGUGCUGUGUGUGUGUGUGUGUGUCUGUUUGUGUGUGUGUGUCAUUGUCCAUGUAUGUCUGCGUUCAUGAAUAGUUUGAUUAAUACAAAUACAGAUAGAAUCCGUGCGAGUGGAGAUGAGGCCCGGAGAGAUGGUGAGGGGGAGUUGAAGGAAGGAGGACGACCUCGCUGUCUCUCCUGUCGCGAUCAGCCAGGAGGACCCUGAUGACACAGAGACACCCAGGGCGGUUGUUUUUGUCUAAUGUCACCUUGUACUUCUGUUCUCAGGGGUUACACACAUUCACUCCUCUGCCCACGACACACGAUGUCCAGUCCCUGCAGCAAACGCUCUGCAGCUGACACCAUCACUCUUCUAUGGCCUUUUUAAAACGAUAUUUAACUCAUAUUCUGUUUUUUAAAUCAUGAAAAUAAUCUUAACAAAAUAAGAAAUCUAAAAAAAAAAUGUUUUACAGUUCCACCAUUUUCUAUUUAUCAUUUUCAAGAUGAAUCCCAGAUAUAUCUACUUAAUUUGUUAGUUUUAUGUGAUUAAUUCAGAUGAAUUAUUGGUGUAAUACUUAUUUCAGGUCGUCUGAACUUGCAAAAAUGGGGAAUUUGCAACUGGCAAUUUAUUAAUAUGGACAAAAUGUUUCUUUUCCCUAGAGGGAACUUCUGAGGAAAUGAUUCAGAGAUGACUGACCUUUAACAUACACUAUUCUAUCGAUAUAAAGAAUGUAAGAUACAAAAAGAUGUCCUGGAUGUGGUAACUGCCAUCUUGUGCUUUUAAUGGAAUUAGGAGCCAGAGUAUGACCUACAUUAAAGCCUGCAUCCAUCGUGAUAUACAGUCUGUGAUCUGCAAGCAUUAUGUAGAUGUGCAAAAAAGCCCAAACAUGUUUUGAGACAAGAUUGGAUUGGUUGACAGGAUGCACUCCUCCACCCUCCACCCUCCACCUCCUUCAGACACACUGCAUCCUGAACAAUGAACACAAGGCAAGGAAC
This is a messenger RNA of Platichthys flesus (European flounder), 7782 nucleotides long. RefSeq names its product arylsulfatase I. The record is from RefSeq and is a predicted model, not a curated record. The transcript is spliced from 3 exons. Bases 4587 to 6317 code for a protein of 576 amino acids. NCBI's taxonomy places the organism in Eukaryota, Metazoa, Chordata, Actinopteri, Pleuronectiformes, Pleuronectidae.